AUGUUCUACCAAGGCGACCUACAGAGUGGCAUUGCCACUGCUAUGCGCGAAGCGAAGCCUGUUGUUUGUUUCAUCCGUGAUAAUCAAGAAGAAAGCACAACAUGGGAGGAUGAAUAUUUUAAUAGUGAAGAGCUACGUCAAUUACUAUCAGACAGCUCGGUCACUCUGCGUCUCAUAGCCGGUACCCAAGAAGCCGGAUUUCUUACUUCCAUAUGCCCUAUUCAGACCUUUCCGGCGGUUAUAGUUAUAAGAAACGGAACGUUGCAGGAAUAUCUUGUCGCGGGGACAGCCAAGGAUGCUUUUCAGACAAGGUUGAAAACGGCGAUUUCUACAGAUACUGCGCCAGUUGAACUGUCUCCCCCAGUGAGUUCUUCGGAUACGACAUAUAACGCUGAAUCACAAGCACCAUCACAGAGCGCGGGAGCGAUACAUGAGCCUGCGCAGGCACCUAUUGUUCCAACGCCUCAACCGCAGGAAGAGUCGGUGCGAAUAUCUCCUGUUUCCCAACUACCAACAUCGCAGCCAAUCCCUGCAAAUGCAGAAGCAUUGAAUAGAGAGAGUAUACGAGCUGGCAAGCGGCCCGCGACCCGCGAGACUCCCGAGCAAAAGAAAGCUCUACAAGAAGAGAAAGAGCGCAGUGCACUACAAGCCAAGCUUCAACGAGAGCAAAAGGAACAGCAAAAGGAACGAGAACGAAUCCGCAAUCAAAUCAAAAGGGACCAAGAAGCGCGGAAGCACAGUGCUGCAGUAGAAAAGAACUAUUCCGACGCAGCCACUUCUUUAGCGGGCGCAAGGGCAAAGAAACAGCCAUCACAAUACCGUCUUCAAAUUCGUCUCUUUGAUGGAAGUUCUGUUCGCAAUAGCUUUCCACCGUCGGCGACGAUACGGAAAGAUGUUCGUCCGUGGCUUGAGAGCCAGCGCUCAGAUGGCGCAGAGCCAUAUAAUCUUAAACAUAUCCUGACUCCACUUCCGAAUCGGACAAUCUCUGUCGCAGAGGAAGAGCGGUCUUUAGAAGAGCUGGAGCUGGGACCAACGGCUAGUCUUGUCAUGGUUCCCGUGCCGUCGUAUAUCGAAGCUUAUGCUCCGACAGGUGUGGUGAAUAGUCUUCCAGGCAGGGUUGUAUCGUCAGGUUAUGGUCUUGUUUCUGGGGUAGUGGGCGGUGUCGCUGGUAUGGUUGGGGGUUUGUUGGGAUAUGGGAACACUUCCAAUCAAGCGAAAACCACCACGUCGAAUUCAGAUAGUCAGCAGACUGCACCGACAACGCCGUCAACUACGAGGACGAGAAGCAAUGGGGGCAUUAACAUUCGAACGAUACAUGAUCAGAGGAAUGAGCGGGAUCAAAAUGAGUUUUAUAACGGCAAUACUUUGAACUUCGAGCCGAGACAAGGCGACGACUCAAAAGACAAGUAA
Talaromyces amestolkiae is the source of this 1410-nucleotide messenger RNA. RefSeq lists its product as uncharacterized. The transcript is spliced from 4 exons. Gene Ontology annotation, molecular function: protein binding. The coding region runs from base 1 to 1410 and encodes 469 amino acids. Lineage: Eukaryota; Fungi; Ascomycota; Eurotiomycetes; Eurotiales; Trichocomaceae. The record is from RefSeq and is a predicted model, not a curated record.